Messenger RNA from Asparagus officinalis (garden asparagus), 1502 nucleotides. Its product is annotated as alpha-galactosidase 3. The record is from RefSeq and is a predicted model, not a curated record. Bases 34 to 1305 code for a protein of 423 amino acids. The transcript has 15 exons. Gene Ontology annotation, biological process: carbohydrate metabolic process. Gene Ontology annotation, molecular function: hydrolase activity, hydrolyzing O-glycosyl compounds. Lineage: Eukaryota; Viridiplantae; Streptophyta; Magnoliopsida; Asparagales; Asparagaceae.
GUCACAACUCCCAACUGAACGAGAGAGAUAAAAAUGACGAGCUCGAGCUCUCUCUUUCUCCUCUUUCUCUCUCUCUCGUCAAUUUCUCUGUCACUUUCUUCUAGAAUUUAUCCAUUGAUCGAAGAACCCAUCAAGCCCGUCUCUAGAAUUAGCCCAUUUGAUACUUCUAAUUAUGGGAAAUUGCAGCUCAACAAUGGAUUGGCUCGCACUCCUCAAAUGGGAUGGAAUAGCUGGAACUUCUUUGCCUGUAAUAUCAAUGAAAAAGUAAUUAAGGAAACAGCUGAUGCCCUCAUCUCAACUGGGUUGGCUGAUUUAGGUUACAUCUAUGUUAAUAUAGAUGAUUGUUGGCAUUCUCUCUUGCGUAAUUUGAAGGGUGAAUUGAAACCAGAUCCAAAGACAUUUCCUUCAGGCAUUAAAGCGGUUGCUGACUACAUCCAUAGCAAGGGCCUCAAGCUUGGUAUUUACUCUGAUGCUGGGAUAUUCACAUGCCAAGUUCGACCAGGAUCCCUCUACCAUGAAAAUGAUGAUGCAGAGCUUUUUGCAUCUUGGGGUGUUGACUACUUAAAGUAUGACAACUGUUUUAAUUUGGGUAUCAAACCAGAGGAACGUUAUCCUCCAAUGAGGGAUGCAUUAAAUUCGACUGGACAUAGCAUUUUUUACUCAAUUUGUGAGUGGGGUGUAGAUGAUCCUGCCUUAUGGGCUGGUAGUGUUGGUAAUAGUUGGCGGACAACAGAUGAUAUAAGCGAUACAUGGGUUAGCAUGACGACAAUUGCGGACCUCAAUGACAAGUGGGCAUCAUAUGCAGGACCGGGUGGAUGGAAUGACCCUGAUAUGUUAGAGGUUGGCAACGGUGGUAUGACUUACCAAGAAUAUCGUGCACAUUUCAGUAUCUGGGCUUUGAUGAAGGCCCCUCUCUUGAUUGGCUGUGACGUACGUAACAUGACUGCUGAAACAUUCGAGAUUUUGAGCAAUGAGGAAGUGAUUGCAGUUAAUCAAGAUCCUCUUGGUGUUCAAGGAAGAAAGGUUUCAGUUGCAGAAAAUGAGGGUUGCAGCCAGGUAUGGGCGGGUCCUCUAUCUGGAAACCAGUUAGUAGUUGCCUUAUGGAAUCGCUGCUCCCAAUCUGUAACAGUUACAGCAAAAUGGGGGGUUCUCGGCCUUGACGAAUCCACCAGUGUUUCUGUAAGAGAUCUCUGGAAGCAUGAAAACCUAGCAGAGAACGUAGCGGGAUCCUUUGGAGCUCGACUUGAUUCUCAUGACUGCAAGAUGUACAUCUUCACUCCAGCAACCUAUUCUAGUGUAAUGUGAAUUAAUUCAAUGUGCAUCUAUCAUCUGUAAUGUCUUUCAUAUGUCCUUGGUGCCUUUGCCCUUUGUAUCAUGUACUAAGAACCUGACAGGCUACGGUCUACUCUCGAGGGGAAAAUGUGGAAGAAGGAAAAGCUCAGAUGUAUUAAUUUUGAUGCUUGCUUGCUUAAUAUUGCGAGACAAUGGUUAUUUAUUAGGAU